GUGGCUGGGUGGUGAUAGUGAGCAGUUUUUACCCUACUUUAGGGAAGAGGAAGAAACUAUAAUCUCCACUUUCUGCUUCUUCCUCAUGAAAUGCUCUGUUUCUGUCCACGAAGGAGAUCCAUGAAGCCUGCAGUGAUCACCCACAGUAAGUGAUAGAUGAUGGACUCUGAGGUGUCAGUUCUGCUGCACUGUGCAGCCUGGAGAGGGCUGAAGGAGUCUCAGGUACAUGUGGAGCUCGCUGACAGGUUUAACAGGCGAACAGAUCCAACUCUGGAGCAUCAGAUAGAGGAGGUUUGGGCAGAGCGAGUGACCAAAGAGCCGUGGCUUUUCAACGGGUCCAAAUUCAGACUUCACUCUUUCUGCUUGGCCUCUCCUGCGUGUAACUCAUCAGCCUCUGUGUCUCCUAAAUCCACAUUCUGCACUCAUUCACCCCACAUCCCAGAAUCAGACUGCUCAGAGGAUCAGGAGGGAGAAUUACCAAACAUCAGAGUCCAUAAUGCAGAGGGAAGUUUGUGUAGCAGUGAUUCUCUGUUUGACACUGACAAAAGGAAAAGAUGUGUGAAUCAGGAUGAAAUCAAACAGAUCCAGGCAUUUUCUGAACAGAGCGUUCUACAGAUCACAGCUGAUCCACAGACAAGGCCACUCCUCACUCUGAGGCUGGGCCUGACGUGCUACAAGGACUACUUGGGAACAAACUGGUCCUGUCGAGUGGCAGAGCUGCGUCGGCAGGGAGAGGUGGAGUUCAGUGAUCCUCUGGCGCUGCUGGCUCAGCCGCUGGGUGUGGGCGGAGUCUUGUGCACAGGUGAUGGACAGGUGGUGCUGAUCAGGAGGAGUCAGAAAGUGGCAGAGGCAGGGGGGCUUCUGGACAUUCCUGGUGGUCACCCAGAGCCAAAGGUUGUAUGUGAGUGUCUGGGCCAGAUGGUGCAGGAGGAGCAGAUCAGUGUCGACAUGAUGCAGCCACGGGCCGUCAUCUCAGAGCUCUUCUCGUCCGUCUGCGCCGAAAUCAGAGACGAGGUGAAUAUUCCUCUGAGCUCCCUCGGAGAGCCCGUCCUCUUGGGUGUCGCUCUGAAUCACACCAGUGCCUGCAGGCCGAGUGCCGAGUUCUACGUCAGCUGCUCACUGACAUCAGAUGAUGUCAGAGAGUUGUACUGGAAAGGAGGAGCAGAGGCCAGUGAGUCUACAGACAUCGUCUUCCUCAGCAGAAAGGAUGUGUUGCAGCUGGACAGACACAGCCCUCUGUGGUCCGAGCUAUGUCCUUCAGCUAAAGGGGCCAUGCUGCUUUAUCAGGCGGUGAAGCCUGACGGAGAGCAAGGCACGAGCAGAGGAAACGACACAUCAGGAAAUAAACCCACCUGAUUAAAUGUAUAAACUCAAGAUGACGCGUAUCAGGAUAGCUCUGGGAUUUAUACUCUUUGUAUGUUUUCACUCUCUGACCAAUAAUGCUGCUAAAACGGUUGAAAAUGAUGUUUAUUUAAAACCAUUUGUAAACUGUACAGGAAUAAAAUAUCAAAUUUUAAAUACAUUUUGAAUAAAAUCCCCAAAAAUGGCC
Molecule: messenger RNA, 1549 nt
Organism: Notolabrus celidotus (New Zealand spotty)
Lineage: Eukaryota; Metazoa; Chordata; Actinopteri; Labriformes; Labridae
Gene: nudt22
Product: nudix (nucleoside diphosphate linked moiety X)-type motif 22
Exons: 7
Coding region: 157-1356 (399 amino acids)
Molecular function (GO): GDP-mannose hydrolase activity
Source: RefSeq, a predicted model, not a curated record